CACGAAUCGAGAAUCCAUUGAUUGAGUGUGGCUGGCUGGGCUGUACCAGCCACACCCGCACAUGCGUGUGUGCAUGGGGUCUGCUGCUCCAUGCAGCACACGGAGCUCAUCCGGUCCAUCCACACCACACGUCCACUGCACACGCAGACAUGCUCACCAACGAGCUUGUGGUGGCAAAACAAGACGACAUCAGCCAGCCAGCCACACUCAGACUCAGAUCGGCCGAUAGAUAGACCUACAGAGCGGAGCGCUACCACCAUCCAUAAUCCAUCGAUGCAAUGUAAUUCCCCCGCCUACCAAUAAACAUUAGGCUGUUGCAAUAACCGACCAUUCCACAUAAUACCAAUCCAAUACACACAUUCAUUGCAUCGACCGACCGCCUGACAAAACACCGACCCCACCCAGACACACAACACGCAACAGACAACGACAGCCAUGCAUUACGAGCCGACCAUGGUCGCAGAAAAAGUCGUCUUCUCUUUCCACGCAGACGAGAGCGGCGCUCGCUCGGCCUUCUUGGCGUCGGUCGGGACCUUCAGCCGCAUCCCAGCCCCGCCAUUGCUGUCGGUGUCGCUCUCGGUGUCGAUGGCAUCCGCGAAGACGUCUGUGGAGAAAUAAGGGGUCGUGAAAUAUUCGUAGAAGGACAUUGAGGGCGUGAUGGACGGCGAGCCGGGCACAGAGGGCGAGAGCUUCUGCUGAGCAGAGUGGAACGACGUGGGGUCAAUGGCGAUGUCGCGCAGCCGCGUGAUGGCCGCAAAGAGGGCGUGGAAGACCAGAUGGCUGAAGAGAAUGAGCGUCAGCACCACAGUGGCCGCCGAGGUUGAGAGGUCGAUGGGCACCGAGGGAAUGACACCGAAGCGCAGGAUCAUCGCCCACCCAUAGAGCAGCACCACCGACAUGGUCGCCCAGACGUGGGUCAUGAGGAUGGGCACGCGGCUGCACAGGAGCUCCGCCAUGAGGAAGACCACGUUGAGGCCGUGCUGGUUGAGUGAGGGGAACCCCAGCCACUCCUGACGCUCACUCGGACUGCUCAACGGAUAAAUGUACGUCUGACACACCGACCGCACACACGCACAGACAGACAGACAGACAGACACAGACAAGUCACGUCACCUACGUCAGGGCCACACAGCCACCCUCCAUGUGAUGUGCGUCUUGACGUACCCAGAAAACAACUGCAACGACCGCCGCUGCCGCCAUCUGCUUCUGGUAGAUGAUCCAGAGCAUCACCCGAUACCACUUCCAGAAGGCGCCUCGGAGGGCCAUCCGGCAGACCACCCGCAGCAGCGAGUAGAGGGUCAACAUGGCCGUCAUGACCGUCAGGAAGCCAUAGGUCCAGAUGGUGUAGAACGACCACAGAGGGAAGGGCGGCACGAACCGUGGUGUGCGGGAGAACAUGACGCACCAGACGUUGACCGUCCAGACGAGCGUGAAGGCCCGCAGCACCAGCAGGUGGUGCGGCUGGAUGAAGGGCGAGAAGAGAAAGGGGUCCUUGAGGCCGCCCGGCCGGCCGGUGAGAAUGAGGCGCGAUAGGCCCCACUGUAGGCGCCGCCUUCGCUUGGCGGACCAGACAAUGCCCACGAGGACGGCCGGGAAGAGACACAUGAACACCCUCGCGGACACGGCGAUCUCGCCCCAUCCGCGAGGCUUCCAAUGGAGUCCCAUCUGGUGCCUCGCUGUCUGCCUGAAACACACAGACAGACGCCUGUGAUGUGAUGACUGUCUUCCUUUCAGGUGGGUCAUAGUUGUGUGUUUGCUUCUUGCCUUUGGGACUGUCGUGUGAUUGGUUUCUUGGAAAAACAGGAGCAGUGCCUCAGUCAGCUUCACUGAGCGACUGAGGGCUGCUCUUCCUCCUUUUCCUUCGCUUCCCAGGCGCUGGUUGCAAGCUUUGGGUCGAAUUCGAAAGAAAAG
Messenger RNA from Vitrella brassicaformis, 1911 nucleotides. The record is from the annotation of a GenBank genome assembly. NCBI's taxonomy places the organism in Eukaryota, Vitrellaceae.